This is a messenger RNA of Vavraia culicis subsp. floridensis, 2122 nucleotides long. RefSeq lists its product as uncharacterized. Gene Ontology annotation, biological process: mRNA 3'-end processing by stem-loop binding and cleavage. Bases 1 to 1944 code for a protein of 647 amino acids. Gene Ontology annotation, molecular function: RNA binding. Gene Ontology annotation, cellular component: mRNA cleavage and polyadenylation specificity factor complex. Lineage: Eukaryota; Fungi; Microsporidia; Pleistophoridae. The record is from RefSeq and is a predicted model, not a curated record. The transcript has a single exon.
AUGCCAUCCAAGAGCUUUUACAGUCUACGAUCCAUUGCGAACAUUGACAGCAACGUAUUCUCGCAGCUUCUAGAAAUUGACACGUACAAAAUUUUGAUCAACAUAGGAUCAGACCCGUUCCUGAAGGUAGACUACCUGGCAGAGCUGGAAAGGAUUAUCGAUGACAUUGAUUGCAUACUGAUAUGCCAUGCCGAACUGAAGUACAUCGGUGGAUUGCCGUCUCUGGGCGAGCGGUUCAAGGGCAAACUCUACUGUUCCGUUCCGGUGCACACAUUGGGCAGGCUCAUGGUUUCUGAGGUAAAUAGAAAUAUGGAGGUGUUCGGUGCGAAGAGGUACGAGGAGGACGAUAUUGAAGAGUGGUUUGCAAGGAUAAGCGUUGUAAAGUACUCGCAGCCGAUCGAAUUGGGCGCGCUGCGGUUGACUGCACACAACUCGGGACACUCUCUUGGUGGGUGCCUGUGGCAAAUUUCCAAGGACAAUGAGAACGUGGUGGUAGCGUUUGACAUCAACCAUCGCAAGGAGAACCAUGUGGACGGGCUCGAGAUCAACAAUUUGAGAAAAAACUUCAUUUUUUUGAUGAAUUGCGAGUUUGUUGGGGAAGUGCCCGUGCAGAGGAAGAGCAGAGACUCGGAAUUUAUGUCCUUUCUGGCACAGAACCACGGUAACAAGAUCGUAAUACUGUGUACAUUCAGCAGGUAUCUGGAAAUCUGCAGCAUUCUGGACGAAUUCUUGGAACGGAAGAACAAGCGGUGUACGUUCCUGUCAUUCAACAGCAAUACGCUGUAUGAGAGCUUCAAAAUUAUGCUUGAAUGGGCGGGUGACAUCGCACUCAAGAAGUUCACCAAUACAAAGGUCAACCCGUUUGCAUUCAAGAAUAUCAGAUUCAAGGAUUUGUACAGCGAGGUAGACAAGAAGACAGAUAUAUUUGUGAUUCUCGAUGAAAACCUGUGCUCUCCAUUCACCAACAGAAUUGUAUAUGAUCUGAAUGAUGAGCGAAACGUGCUGGUGGUCUUUAAUGACGAGCACGAGCGCACGAUUACAAGACUGGAUUACAUGGACGUGCCAGAGUUUAAAGUGGAGAAGGAGAGUGACAAACAAGUUGAUAAGAGUCAGCGUGCACAGCAUAAAAGAAACGAGCCCAAUCCAGAAAGUGUUGAGAGAGAAAAGAUGCACAUAGUGGUACGCAGUGGCGGCCCUGAGGAUGAUUCACCUACCUUUCCUGUGAGAAACAAGCAGAGACCGUGUGACAGUUACGGCGAGUUUUUUGACAAGAAAUUGUUUUUGAUAAAGGCAGAGGAGAAGGACAAGGAGGUGAUCGUUGAGAAGCCGUCCGUUAAGAGAGUGCAAGAGACGAUUUCUAUGAAUAAGUUGCCCUUUUCCUGCCGCAUCCGCACCAAGUACUUCAAUUUUAACGGUUUGAGCGAUGGAAACUCUGUAAAAACUAUUUUGGAAUCCCUAGAGAUUGAAAAGCUGAUCCUGCUGGGGAAGAACAAAAUGUUUGUCGACUUUUUUUACUACCUGUGCCAUUACAACCAUAAUUUUGGAGAGAUUUGCGUUUUAACAGACCAGGUUCUUAAUCUUAGCACGGAUAUAACGACCACGAAGGUAAAUCUUGAGGAUAAUUUCUUGCAAAAAGCCAAUUUCCGCGAGAUAAACGGCAAGCAAAUGGCAUCGUUCAAAGGCUGUAUCAAAGAUAAUGUUCUUUACUACAAGGAACCGCUAAAAAGCAGCUUGUGCCUGGGCAGUGUCAAAAUGACCGAACUGAAGAAGCAGCUUCUCGAUAAUAACCUGCGGAUAAAGAAGGCCAACGAAAAGACACUGGUUGUAGAGGACCAGGUCAAGAUUGUGUUCAACGAUGGAUCAGUUAGGAUGGUUGGUGAAAUGAACGGGGUGUAUUUGUACGUUAGAAGGAUCAUCUACAACAAUUUAUACUUUAUAAAUUAGCAAUGCGUGUAAUUAAUUAUAUUUUGCUGAUUGGUUAUGCAGUGUGAUGAGCCGAGCACUUAAAUAUUUGUAACGCAUGUUUUUUCUCUGCCCAGUGAAUUAUUGGGCCCUUAAAGGAGAGCGUUUUGCUGGAAUAAUUGCGCACUACAACCGUAAAUAAAAUAUUUUCCUUGAGCAA